AUGGAAAGCCAAAGAGCAUAUCGAUUUGUACAAGGGAAGGACUGGGGUUUUAAAAAAUUCAUUCGAAGAGAUUUUUUUCUUGAUGAAGCUAAUGGUCUUUUACCAGAUGACAAGCUUACAUUAUUUUGUGAGGUGAGUGUGGUCCAAGAUUCAGUAAAUAUAUCAGGACAUACUAAUACAAAUACGUUAAAGGUGCCUGAAUGCCGACUAGCAGAAGAUUUAGGUAAUCUCUGGGAAAACACAAGAUUUACAGAUUGCAGUUUUUUUGUGAGAGGACAAGAAUUUAAAGCUCAUAAAUCUGUUCUUGCAGCUCGAUCCCCAGUUUUUAAUGCCAUGUUUGAACAUGAAAUGGAAGAAAGCAAAAAGAAUCGAGUGGAAAUAAAUGAUGUAGGUUUUUAA
This is a messenger RNA of Rangifer tarandus platyrhynchus (Svalbard reindeer), 399 nucleotides long. The record is from the annotation of a GenBank genome assembly. NCBI's taxonomy places the organism in Eukaryota, Metazoa, Chordata, Mammalia, Artiodactyla, Cervidae.